AUGGUCCGCAGUCGCACGGUCCUUGCUCUGCUCGCCUGCGCUCUCGCCGCCAGCGCACAGCUCCUUGGCGAGGAGGACGGCGGUCGCUAUGCCGACUUUCCCUCGACCUGCACCGCGACCUGCGACGCGUUCGAGUCGGUGGCGACUACCUGCACGAACGCCUCACCCGGCGACUCGGCGUCCGACGAGGCGGCGCUCGUUGCGUGCAUGUGCACCGACACCGUCGGAUCCGCGAUCGAGGCGUGCGGCAACUGCAUCGCGAGCAACACGGCCGACAUGUCGACCUCGGCGUCGGGCGCCACCAUCAUCCAGCUCGCCGUCUCGUUCACGCGGGCCUGCGGCCUGAGCCUGUCGAUCGACGGCGUCGACGCGGCCAUAUCCUCGGUCUUGGCCGACGGCGGCUCGAAGUACAGCAGCGAGCGCGCGACGGGGCAGACGGUGGCGGCGGAGGAGACGCUCGUCGCGACUUUGAGCGACGACGCAGCCCAGACGGGCGGCGCAACGACGUCGGCGGCAUCGGCAUCCUUCACGUCGGCUCGCGCGCUGUUUCUGCUCGCCACGGUCGCCCCUUUCCUCGCCGCCGCCCAGCUCCUCGACGACGGCUUCCCCAUCGCGGGCUUCCCCGAGCAGUGUAAUAUCGCCUGUCAGCCUCUUCAGGAGACGCUCACGGCAUGCCCCGCCGUCGGUAACGACAUCGCCCUCGCCAAAGCCUACGCCUGCGCCUGCGCGUCGCCCGUCGUCGACCAGGUCGAGCGGUGCGGCUCGUGCGUCUUUACUUCGACGUCCUCGACCUCGCGCGCCUUUGUCGUCGCCGAGGAGCUCGCGAUUGCCUACGCUCGCGCAUGCGGCGUGUCGCUCAACAUCGACGGGACGUCGACGAGCGUGUCUUCGGUCCUGAGGGACGGCGGCGCGAGCUACUCGAGCGAGAGGGCGGCCAUGUCGUCCAAGUUCGCGGCGGCGACGGCGGCAGCGGCGACCCGCACGUCCUCGCCCGCCUCGAGCGCGGUCCUGGCGACGUCGACGAGCGGCCAGACCACCCGCCUUUGCCUCGAGCACACGCCUGCGACCGCCGACCACGACAUGAGCACGCCCGACAAGAUCGCGUCUACCGGCAGCCUCCAGGACCGGCUCAAGCGCCUGGGUCUGCAGGGCUCGGGCUCCCCCACCGGCCCCCCGUCGAGCCCGUCCCCCUCCUCGUCCAGCACCGCCUCCAAGGGCACGCCCAUCCGCACGGGCGCCACCCUGUCGGUCAGCGACAAGCGCUCGCGGUUCGCGGCCGGCGGCGGCGAGGACAAGCCGUUGCUCCCGCAGGGCGGCAGCUUCGGGUUCGCCCCGGCCAAGCCGCGUGCGAGCGGCGGCGGCGACCGCUUCGACGUCAAGCCGCGCGUCGCGAGCCUCGGCGCAGGGCGCGCACCUGUCCCGCUCGACGUCGUCAAGCCGCGCAGCGUCAGCGCCGGGCACAGCCCCGCGACGAGCGAGAGCGGGUCGGCGCCGGGCAGCCGGGUCAUGAGCAGGGAGGGGUCGACGCGCGAGGGCAGCAAUGUCGAGGAGCCUGUCGAGCCGGUGGACGCCACGCCGGUCCCGUCGCCGAGCCAGCCGACGUCGGCGAGGCUCAACUCGCUCUCGCUCCCGAGCGGUCUGCGCACGCCGGGCGCCAUGUCCGUCUCGUCGAUGCGGGUCGAGACGGGCAGCAUCGGCAGCACGAGCAGCAUCGAGGGCGGGCCCGACCCGGCCGACAUCGACGUCCAGGCGUCGCUCGCCGCUCGCGACAUGGCCGACUCGCCCCUCUCGUCGCCCGUCCUCGCCGGCAUCGCCAUUCCCGCGCCGUCCGAGGGCUCAAUCUCGUCCAUGGACGGCGUCGCGCCCGCCCUCAAGGGCCCGCUCGACUCGCUCCGCGCGAGCAGCCCUCGCCCGGGCUCGAUCCGGUCCAUCUCGUCGCUCAGCGUCGAGGCCGCGUCCGAGGACGUCGCCGACCUGUCCGAGAUGUCGACCAACGGCAGCGCCUACGGCGGCGCAUCGACGCCGACCAUUGAGCUCACCGGCCUCGGCCUCGAGCACGGCGCCGGGUCGGCCAACGGCGACGGCGAGCGGGCGAGUGGCGAGGGCGAGGCGCAGGAGCGCGCGCGCCACGCGCAGAUGAGCGCUGAGCUCGCCAAGUACGAGUCGGACGAGCGCGACCCAGCCGCGCUCGGUCCCUACCAGGAGGACGAGCCCGGCGGGUGGUCGAGCGGCGGCGAGAACGGCGAGUCGAAGGAGCCGCCGUACGCGAGGGACGAGCGCGACGAGGCCGAGCUCGAUGUCGAGCGACCCGAGACGCCCAAGCCGGGCGCGAGGACGCCCACGUCGCCCAUCCCGGGCGUCAAGUGCUCGGACUGCGGCGAGGAGGUCCAGCUCAUCGAACUCGCCGACCACUCGUGCGCGCGCUCGACCCUCCCGCCCGCUCUGUCCUCGCCGCCCUCGUCUCCACCUGCACCUGAGCCCGCCAUCCUCUCGACGCACGUCUCUCCCCCUCGCACCGCUCCCGACGUCCCCGAGGAGCCGCUCGACGACGACGAGCCGCCGACCGACGACUCGAUCUCGACGCCUCGCCGCCAGAAGAAGCGCUCGAACGAGUCGGGCGGCGAGAAGCUCGACGCGUUCGUGCCGCAGACCGACGACCUAGUUCCCGAGGACAUCCUCGACGCGUACGGCGACGACCACGAGGACGACGGCGACGAGCAGCCGGCGGCAGUCGACGCGCAGGUCGCGUCGGCCCCGCAGGACGUCGCCGACGUCCCGUCCGACGACCUGGACACGACGGCCGAGCCUGGCGCUCCUCGUCACGACGGCCAGGGCGUGUAUGAUCCCGAGCCUAUGGCGCGCUCUGCGUCGACGCCGGGCGGCGCCGUCGCCCGAGUGCGCAAGGCCUCGACCAAGCCUCGGGUCCAGUCGGCGUACGGCGGCUCGACCAAGCUCCCCGGCCGGUACUACACGAGCGACGACGAGAUGGACGGCGAGCCCGGGAGCGCGACCAUCGUGCGGUCGCCGUCGUCGCAGCGCUUCGACCCGCAGCAGUGAGCCGGCGGCCGGCCAACUUUCCCUUCCCUCGCAUGUUUUCCCUCGCGUGUCCUUGCAGCUUCUCUGUUUAGCAUCUCGUUAGCCUCGUUGCGCGCGUCGCCUCUGCAACGUCGUUCCUGCACUCGUU
This is a messenger RNA of Rhodotorula graminis WP1, 3184 nucleotides long. RefSeq lists its product as uncharacterized. The transcript is spliced from 9 exons. The record is from RefSeq and is a predicted model, not a curated record. The coding region runs from base 1 to 3057 and encodes 1018 amino acids. NCBI's taxonomy places the organism in Eukaryota, Fungi, Basidiomycota, Microbotryomycetes, Sporidiobolales, Sporidiobolaceae.